AUGCUUCCUUCGUUUCCGAGUGUCACAUUCCCGAAUCACUAUACGCUCGCAACUGGCCUCUAUCCAGAAGCACAUGGAGUCGUUGGCAAUACUUUCUGGGAUCCUAACUUGCAAGCCGAGUUUUACUACACCGAUCCAUCAAGAAGUAUGGACCCGAAGUGGUGGAAUGGAGAGCCCUUCUGGGUAACAGCAGAGAAGCAAGACAAGUACAACGGAAAAGAAAAGCUGUCGAGGAAAGUCGAUAGAAUCUUCGAGUUCCUUGACAGGCCCGGCAUGGAGUCACCAAACGUUGCCGUCAAAGAGAUGAGACCUCAACUCAUCGCGGCGUACGUACCAAAUGUCGACGCUGAUGGACACAAAUAUGGGCCCAACAGUACCGAGAUCCGCAGCACUAUUAGAAACGUGGACAAGAUGCUCGACGAUAUGUUCAAGGGCUUCGAGCAGAGAAACUUGACGAACAUUGUCAACGUCAUCAUCGUGUCGGAUCAUGGAAUGGCCACUACCGAUAUCACGCGGCUUAUCCAAAUGGAGGAUCUUAUCGACCUCGACAAGAUCGCUCAUACCGACGGAUGGCCGCUUGUUGGACUAAGACCUAAGAAUCCGAGAGAGCUGCAAGGGCUGUAUGAUGGACUAGUGGAUAAGGCCAAGACAAACCCCAAUUUCGAUGUUUACUUGCGAGACGUUAAUAUGCCCGAGAGAUAUCAUUUCUCGAAGAAUCACCGCAUUGCACCAUUGUGGAUCGUACCCAAAACCGGUUGGGCCAUUGUGACGAAAGAGGAGUUCAAUAUAGAAGAGGCCAAGGCGAAUGACCUCGUGUAUCAUCCUCGUGGGCUUCAUGGCCAGUCGGAUUACAUGAACCCGGCGCUGAACUUGACACGCCUCAAGAUCCAGUAA
Messenger RNA from Phaeoacremonium minimum UCRPA7, 894 nucleotides. Its product is annotated as putative ectonucleotide pyrophosphatase phosphodiesterase family member 1 protein. Gene Ontology annotation, biological process: nucleoside triphosphate metabolic process. Gene Ontology annotation, molecular function: nucleoside triphosphate diphosphatase activity; ribonucleoside triphosphate phosphatase activity. The transcript is spliced from 3 exons. Lineage: Eukaryota; Fungi; Ascomycota; Sordariomycetes; Togniniales; Togniniaceae. Bases 1 to 894 code for a protein of 297 amino acids. The record is from RefSeq and is a predicted model, not a curated record.